Megalopta genalis is the source of this 1051-nucleotide messenger RNA. It is a transcript of the gene Brms1, whose product is annotated as breast cancer metastasis-suppressor 1-like protein. The record is from RefSeq and is a predicted model, not a curated record. Lineage: Eukaryota; Metazoa; Arthropoda; Insecta; Hymenoptera; Halictidae.
UUCAAAUAAUCAAGUGCGAAAGUGGGAACUGAUGCGAAUGCGUACGAAUGGUUGUCUUCAUGAUAGAUUUGACAGACAUUAAUUCGAUCUAAAAUACUUUUAGUUAUUAUAUAAUUAAACAUAUAGGUAUUUUACAACAGAUGCCAAGCGUGAAAGAUGAAUCAGAAGCAGAAGGGGAAGAAAUGUCACACGAUAGCAAUGAAAGUAAUCAGAGUUCUGCAUCAUGCGACAGCAGUGCAGACCAUAGCGAUAGCGAUGAUUCUUCAGAGAUGGAUGAGGAUGAAUGCGAAAGACGACGCAAUGAAUGUAUGGAAAACUUAGUAGAUUUAGAAAGACAAUUUACACUCCUUAAAGAGCAACUCUAUCGUGAGAGGAUUACUCAAGUAGAUACAAAACUAGGAGAAGUUCGAAUUGGAAAAUCUGAAGAAUAUUUAAUACCACUAGAACGUUUAAAAGAGAAUAUGAAAACAAAGACAGAAGUUGCUGGAAUAUUAAAACAAUACAGGUUACAGAAUAUACAAAACAAAUUUUUGGCAGAGGAGCAGGCUGCAUUACAAAAUUUCGAAAGUGAGAAAGAAUUUAUCUGGGAUUGCAUUCAUAACGAUUUGCAAGACAAAAUUCGAAGGUUGGAAGAAGAUAGAAAUAAUGUUGAUAUUCAUGCCGAUUUAUGGCUAAACUCGACUGGUAGAAGACGUAGAAAUCACACUGAAAGGAGAAGAGCAGUUUCCGUUGCUGGGCCUUACAUUGUUUACAUGCUAAACGAUGCAGAUAUUCUUGAGGAUUGGGCGUUGAUAAAGAAGAGUCUAACCAGCCGAAAAACUGAGAUGAUUUAAAUGUUUAAACAAUUUUUGAACAAACAUUAUUAAUUUGCAACAUUGGUACUUUCUUUACAUUUGUAGUUCUCUUAUAAAGAGCUUUUCUGUGCAAAACUUCGAUCUCAACAAGAAUUCUAAAUUACAAUGUGACCUGUGAAAAAGUUCCAUGAAACAAUAUCUCUGCCUUUCAGUAAACUCAUUAAAUGACAAAUACCGUUACCAUAGUAUCCAAUUUA